Molecule: messenger RNA, 1641 nt
Organism: Labrus mixtus (cuckoo wrasse)
Lineage: Eukaryota; Metazoa; Chordata; Actinopteri; Labriformes; Labridae
Product: voltage-gated monoatomic cation channel TMEM109
Exons: 4
Coding region: 764-1510 (248 amino acids)
Biological process (GO): intrinsic apoptotic signaling pathway in response to DNA damage by p53 class mediator; cellular response to gamma radiation
Source: RefSeq, a predicted model, not a curated record
AACGCUGGAAGGAAGGGAGCGUCAUGCAAGAGAGCAGCAUUUUUUUUUUUUUUUUUAAACAUUGAGCAAUAUAAUCCAUCGCAGCAGAGCGUGUGAUAGAAACUGAUACAAAAGGAGGAGCGGAGUUGAUCGGCGUGGAGCUCAGGGCUGAAUAAGAAGCUUUAGGAGACUCGUGCUCGGCUCAGUGCCACCGAGUAUAUAUAUCUAUUUAUAUAUAUAUUUUUAACCUUUUUUGCUUUUUUUACGCGCAGAGAAUAUAACUUUUGGAUACCCUGGUGCGCCGUCUCUUUUUCCACUUACGUCUUUCUUGUGCGUCUUGCUUGACAAUCAUCUCCACGCCAUUGGAUCAUCAAAGCCUUCAACAGUUUCCUACCAAAUAUAGACACUGUUAAUGCUGCAGUGUCCUUGACGGAGCGGACCGGUGCCAAAGUUUAAAAUUAAAUUCUCAGACCAUUUUGAGUCAUUGGGGGUUGUUUUUUUUUUUUAACAACAAAAUUUGCUAUUUGGACAGGAACAUCCCGUAGUUUAUGUCUGACUCUGGUCUUGUAUUUUCUGCCUGAAAAGCAGCAUGUUGCUUUGAUACCGCUCUGACUGCUCUCAACAGAAGCCAUUUUUAAGUCUUUGGUUUUUCUGUCUGUAGUCGUUGAAGCUGCUCGAACCAUCUCUGGCCUGCAGCAUUAACCUGUGCACAUAGAUUCUUUUUUUUUUUUUUUUUUUUUUUAGAGCACAUUUCAUUUUUCUUUCGUUUCUCGCAUUUCAAACAAUGACUCUCUGUGCGUCUGGGCGCGGUGGAUGCACCAUGGCUCGUCUGCUGCUGGUGCUCGGGUUGGCGGUGGUUUUGGCUGGAGCUAAAGCCGAGCAGACUAAGCAGACCGAGGGGAGCCCACCGGCCGUCACCCUCGGGACUCUGAUCACCGGGACCUGUCGGGAGGUGCAGCGAUACGCGGAGUCCGUGCUGGGGAGCGGAGUGAUCCGAUCAGUUGCUGAGAGUGCAGUGUUGUAUCUUGAGUCAUUUCUGGGUGAGGAGAACGUCUAUACGGUGGCCAUGUUUUUUGAGAUGGUGAUCCGAUUCCUGGCUGAAGGAGCGGCCAGCGGCCUGAACGUCAUCGCCGUGUAUGUCACGGAGAUCCUCAGGGUCACAGGAUUCGAUGCUGCGGAGACUUUGCCCCGCUUCACUCCAGAGGGUGUGGCUGCCAUCGCCCAAUGGGGUCUUUUGGCCCUCAUUGGCUACUGGGUGCUGAACAUCGUUCUCCGUUUGUUUCUCUGCGUGGCAAAGCGGGUGUUCUGGGUGGUGAGAACCGUUUUGGCGCUGUGGCUUUUCGGACUGAUUGUGACGGACAAGACCGCCAGCGCGGACACCACGGCGGUGCGAGUAGGUGGCCUGGUGCUGGGAUGCGUCGUGUUGACUCUGCUCACCUCAGGAUCUGAAAACACUUGCACAGUGGAGCACAGGCUGAGCACCCUGGAGGGCCGAGUGAAGGCCGUGGAGAAGAGGAAAGUGGAGAAGUGACCAGAGAGGGGCUUCAAAAUGGACAACGGUGGUGGUUAUGUUGGAUAAGAAAAUAGUAACACUGAUGGUUUCUGUAUGUGUGUCAAACUAUUAUUGGAAAUAAAGUAACCUGAGGGAUUUGUAACCAGAAA